AUGGGACGUACAUCAAAACAAAAAGAUCCUAAUGCACCAAAACGUCCAUUAUCGGCAUUUUUUAUAUUUUCACAAGAUGAAAGACCAAAAAUCAAAGUAGUAAAUGCAUCAUUAUCAGUAGCUGAUGUUGCUAAAGUUAUUGGAGAAAAAUGGCGUUCAGCACCGGAUGAUUUAAAACGUCGAUAUGAAAAAGCAGCUAAGGAAGCUAAAGAACGUUAUGAACUUGAAAUGCAGGCAUACAAACAAACAGCUGCAUAUACACAAUCGAUACAACAACAUCAAACAAAAGCUCGAACUUAA
Molecule: messenger RNA, 300 nt
Organism: Rotaria sp. Silwood2
Lineage: Eukaryota; Metazoa; Rotifera; Eurotatoria; Philodinida; Philodinidae
Source: the annotation of a GenBank genome assembly